UUCUACCUUUUUUGAAGAUAACUUCUUUGUCUCUGUUACAAUGUCAGCCAAUGACAACCGGAAAUCUAUCUCAUCUUUACUCAAUCCACCUUCUCAAGACCAAGAUUCCGCAGCGUCAUCUCUAAAGCCUCCUGCUUCAGCGUCGUCUCGCCGUUAUUCUGCUCCGCCAAGGUCAUCCUUUGCUGAGCAAGACUCUAAGCUGGAUGACCAACCAGCCAAGAAAGCCAAGCGAAAGCGUAUCACCCCAGAGCAACUGGUGGAUCUUUUAGCAUUAUUUGAGAAGACUGAUACGCCCAGCUUUGAAGUCCGGGAAAAGCUGGCAAAUCAACUCAAUAUGACGAAUCGAGAAGUACAGGUUUGGUUCCAAAAUCGUCGUGCUAAGGUCAAUCGUGCCAGACUGAAUGCUAUGAACGCUGAAAACGCACAGUCGCAACAUCGGUUCCAACACUCGCCUCUAACACCUGGUAUAAAUGGAAGCAACCCAAAAUAUCAAUUUGUUCCCACUUUCUCCAGAUUGGAUGAUCAGCCUCCACAACUUCAUAAUGCGACCGAAUAUAGUGUAAAGGCUGCAAGAAGAACUUCAGCUUAUCCGGAACUUGAAUCGUCUAGAAGUAUUUCCGGCGCACCUGCUGGAGACCAUCGGUCUGGCUCAAAGCAUCUUUCUAUUCCUCCUCCUAUUAAAUUGGGUUCCCAGGAUGGUGGUGCUACUAGUGAACAUGAUCGUCGAUAUGCUACACCUUUAUAUUCACCAACUUCUGAUAUGUUUAACUUAUCGCUCAACCCUACUCCAGCUUCAGCCCAUCAAGCCGCUUAUUUUGAUAGUCGUAGAAAUUCAGGCUCCAUUUCAGCACCACAAACUCCCACCCACCAAGGUCCAUACCCUGCCACAUUGGCCACCCCACCUGCCUUGAAUCCAAUUAGUACAUCCUCUUCACCGUAUCAUCGCAGAUCGCACUCACACUCAUAUUCUUUGCCACCCACCCCAGCCUACUCCGACCAUUCGGCCAUCGAUUUAUUAGCAUCAGCCGCAGAGUAUGUACAGAAGAGUUGAGGAAGAAGAAAAACAGGAUGAGCAAGCCAAACCAAGAAGCUUUCGCCCUUGGGAAUGAAUGAUUCAACCAACCUACUCCCCUUCAUACCGCCCUGCACUACUCAC
Molecule: messenger RNA, 1156 nt
Organism: Umbelopsis ramanniana AG
Lineage: Eukaryota; Fungi; Mucoromycota; Umbelopsidomycetes; Umbelopsidales; Umbelopsidaceae
Exons: 3
Coding region: 41-1051 (336 amino acids)
Biological process (GO): regulation of transcription by RNA polymerase II; cell differentiation
Molecular function (GO): RNA polymerase II cis-regulatory region sequence-specific DNA binding; DNA-binding transcription factor activity, RNA polymerase II-specific
Source: RefSeq, a predicted model, not a curated record